Messenger RNA from Trametes versicolor FP-101664 SS1, 516 nucleotides. RefSeq lists its product as uncharacterized. The record is from RefSeq and is a predicted model, not a curated record. The transcript is spliced from 4 exons. The annotation marks the transcript as partial. NCBI's taxonomy places the organism in Eukaryota, Fungi, Basidiomycota, Agaricomycetes, Polyporales, Polyporaceae.
CGGGCUAUAGUCACAGAGGGCUUCAAAGAGGGGUCGACGGUAAGGAGACGAGGGCUUCGGCUGAGAGCGGCGUGAGUGCUUCGCGUUCGCGCGAGGCCCGCAAGGGUGCGUCUCGAAUGUCGCCACGCCUGCAGAAGCCUGCAAAGAACUGGGGGUCGCAUCCCCAACGAUGCGCCCCGCUCGAGACCACACGACGUGCAGCGCCGUGCACCCCAUCGGCCACACGGACCUGUUCACAAGAAGAUGGGCGCAGCGUGCCUGCAGAGAUGUGCACGGUGUGUCGUCAGCUGGCCCGCCGUGGCGUCAUCGACCCAGCGGUCGGGCGGCCAAGGAGGGUCACUGGGCUCGACCCGUGAGCGCGUGCGGGGUGAGAGAAAUGCCGCCGGCAAUGCACAUGUUCCUCGUAGCCGGGCGAAAGCUCCACCAAAGGUUAUCCAUUGCAUUAGUGAGUGUGCACACGAUGCUAUGUCCUCCGUUCGUUGAGAGCUAUCCCCGCAGACCGCAUCUCGAUGAGUU